GUAAAAAGAAAGCUACUUCGUGUAUAACCAAUUAACUAACUAUAAAUCCCUUAGUCCACUAGAAGAUUCAAUUCAAGAACGAGUAGAAGAUUCGAGUUUGAAGCUGUAAUCAGAGUUUUUCAUCGAAAUGGAACCAUUCCCGCAAAGACAAUUGUUUGGUGGAGCAAUUUCUACUACUUUCCCACUUAGGUUUGAGGAUGUGAGCAACGUUCGUGAAGUUCCUGAUCACCAGGAGGUGUUUGUGGACCCCGCACGCGAUGAGAGCCUGAUAAUCGAGCUUUUAGAAAUGAAGCAUGACGUGCCAGACGAUGGAAGUGCUACUUGGUUUCUACAAGAUCUCGCUAGUGAACAAGGCGCCGAGGGCAACAUCGUGACCGAACAGUCAGCGGUAUUCGAGGCGCAGGGAUUGGGCUACGGAAACUCGCCUUCUGUCAUAACAACUGCAGCUGCCCAAAUGGCUAUCUCCAAGGGACGUCAAGGAAGGGAAGCUCAAAAUCUUGUAAAGGUCUAUUUGGCAAAUUUGCGACUCAAAGGAGUUCAAACAGAUGUACUCAUCACUGCAUAUGAGCCUGUUUUCAUAAGCCCUUCAAGUGAAAGCGCACGAUCAGUUGGCGCUGGUUUAACCGUGCCUGCUGCAGAUACGGGACGGACCCCGAUGGCUGAUGUUUUCAAACAGGUAGUUGCAACAUUUAGAAUCAAUGAUUGGAACCUGUUUGGUGCUGCUGCUGUUUGAGAAACUAAUUUAUUUUGGUGGUUCUUGAAUAUGGUUUUUUUUUUUUUUUUUUUUUUUUUUUUUUUUUUUUUUUUUCGGAUAAAUUUCCACACAAUCAUAGUUUUAUGCACGGGUUGUGAAAUGGUGUUCUUGCGCAAGCUUAGAUGCGAAACCUUUUGAACCAAGUUGGUUUAGUUAAUUUACGGCAAAAUUACAUCAUCAA
Messenger RNA from Helianthus annuus (common sunflower), 935 nucleotides. RefSeq names its product probable ran guanine nucleotide release factor. Gene Ontology annotation, biological process: protein import into nucleus. Gene Ontology annotation, molecular function: guanyl-nucleotide exchange factor activity; small GTPase binding. The coding region runs from base 128 to 733 and encodes 201 amino acids. Gene Ontology annotation, cellular component: nucleus. The transcript has 8 exons. The record is from RefSeq and is a predicted model, not a curated record. NCBI's taxonomy places the organism in Eukaryota, Viridiplantae, Streptophyta, Magnoliopsida, Asterales, Asteraceae.